Aspergillus tanneri is the source of this 1116-nucleotide messenger RNA. RefSeq names its product transcription initiation factor TFIID subunit 11 family protein. Lineage: Eukaryota; Fungi; Ascomycota; Eurotiomycetes; Eurotiales; Aspergillaceae. The coding region runs from base 1 to 1116 and encodes 371 amino acids. Gene Ontology annotation, cellular component: nucleus; transcription factor TFIID complex. The record is from RefSeq and is a predicted model, not a curated record. The transcript has 2 exons. Gene Ontology annotation, molecular function: transcription coactivator activity; protein heterodimerization activity. Gene Ontology annotation, biological process: transcription initiation at RNA polymerase II promoter; RNA polymerase II preinitiation complex assembly.
AUGUCCUCACCACCGCCCCCGUCCGGUAACCCGCUCAAACGCCCCUCCCUCUCUUCAUCCGCUUCCCAACCAUUGAUCGUCAGCUCCAAACGCCCACGCAUGCACCCUCUCCGACAGACCUCCUUCCCAACCAGCAUCGAUGCAGACUCGCGUGCCUUCAGCGCGGCCAGUGAUGCCGGGAGCGUCACGGGCAGCUUCACCGGUAGUCUGGGGGGUGCCAGUGCCGACGGGGUGUUCGCGUCGAAAAGCAAGAAACGUGGUCGCAAGAGCAAGGCGGAAAAGGAGCGUGAGAGAGAAGAUGCCAUGAGUGCGCGCGGAGGCGCCGAGAGGUUCGGGUCGCUGGAUGCGGACGGACACUCUGUACGAGGAAGUGGUGCAGGGGGAGGUACUGGAGGUGCAGGGGGGGAUGACGUCGAUGACGAUGAGGAUUUUGACGACGAGGGUGAGCUGUUACGGAGGGAGGAAGGGACUACCGAUACGGAGGCGGAGAAGAAGAAUCUAGCGUUACUGGUGGAUGCAUUCAAUCCAUUACAAUCCGAACGGUAUGAUCUGUUCAAACGAGCCAAGCUGAGGAAGGAGACGCUACGACGGAUCGUCAAUCACGCCCUAUCGCAAUCGGUCCCGGCCAGUGUGGUCACGACGAUCAAUGGAUUUACCAAGGUUUUCGCAGGCGAAAUCAUCGAGAAGGCUCGGACGGUCCAGGCUGAGUGGGCAGAUGCCCAUGACCAGGCAGCCCUGGCAGCUUUUGAGGCUGAGGAAGCGACCUCCUCCUCCUCGUCGUCCUCCUUCAGCACCGUGAGCAGUACUCCAGAUACUACCGGGCCAGCGCCUGUCAAAUACGAACUUCCUUCAGAGACUUGCGGGGCAUCACGACCCCCGAUGAUGAAGACGGAGGCGGAAGAGGGAUCACAACCACGACGAGAAUUCAAGCUUCCCCCCAACCCGCAUCGAGGCCAAUUGCUCCCUGCACACCUGCGAGAGGCGCUACGGCGGUAUAAGCGUGAUGGUGAAGGAGGAGGGGUAGGGUUCUCUGGUCUCAGUAUGGGCAAUCUAGAAGUUCGAGGGUCAGUGACGUGGAGCGCCGGUAGUGUCGGAGGCCGACGAAUAUUCCGAUAA